AGAUGCGCCUUUAGCAACCGCAAAGGAGAGGGCAAAGGGGGAUUACAGAGGCUCUACAACAACAGCGUUCCACUGGCGGACUAUCUGCGUGUUUGUUCCAGAGACCGGAGACUCGGGAGCGCUGAGGAGUCGCGUUCCUGUCUGUCUCAGAACUGCGUAAAAACGAGGAUCAGGCGCGUUUGAGUUCACGUAUUGCGCGCUCACUCUCUUUCUCUCUGCCAGGGCUGGUGUGCCGGCAGGGCAUUAACGGAAUAGGCUACAUUUCGCUCCAUUGGCUGAUGAGACGAAUGCGGGUGGAAAUGGAUUAUGACUGACAAUGGAAGCUCACGUCGAGAGGAGCAGAUGUUUCUCCGCAGAAGUCAAAGAGAGGAUUAAACAUUGCCGUUCAUUAUAGCCGUGGAACUGUUUCCCCUCUGCAGAGAUUUUUGUUUUUAUUCUACCUUCUGCCCUUGUUGUAACCUGGUCUGUGUGAUCUUAACUCCAAAUUGAAACCCAUUCCCCAGCAAGAAAAUUAACAUCGGGUUCACUGCAUGUGAGGGCAAAAGAAAGAGGGGGGAAAAAAAGACAACAACCAACCCAAAAAUCCCUGGGGAAUCUCACGGGUGCAAGCAAUCGUCACCCCUCACUGCAAACCAAUGAUCCAUUAUUUUUGAAGGCGGACCACUUAAUCUACAAGGACCAAUUACUGAAGUGCAGGGCAGUGGGCCAAUAUGAAGGACGUGUGGCUUGUGGAUUGUUUGUUAAUGGGGCUCGCUGUGGCGGCCUUUGUUCCAGCUUCUGUGGCCAGAGUCGAUUGCCCCAAGUCCUGUGUGUGUGAAGUCCGGCCCUGGUUCUCCCCGACGUCGGUGUACAAAGAGGGCCCCACGGUGGACUGCAACGACUUGGGGCUUUUCGAGGUCCCUGAGAGACUACCCGCGGACACGCAGGUGCUGAUGAUGCAGACGAACAACAUUGUCAAGGUCGACCGGCCUUUGGAAUACCUCGUCAAUGUGUCCGAGAUCGACCUGUCGCAAAACAACGUGACGUCCGUGGCCGACCUGGACCUGGGUCGUCUGCCGCAGUUGCUCUCGCUGCACCUGGAGGAGAACUGGAUUUGCACGUUGCCCGAUGACGCGCUCUCCCGCCUCCCGAGCCUUCAGGAGCUCUACCUGAACCACAACCUGAUCUCGUCGAUCUCGCCGGCGGCCUUCAGGGGGCUCCGCGGCCUGCUGCGGCUCCACCUGAACUCCAACCAGCUCCGGACCAUCAGCAGCGAGUGGUUCGAGUCCACGCCGAGCCUGGAGAUCCUGAUGAUAGGCGAGAACCCCAUCCCCACUAUCCCCGAUUUGACCUUCAGGCCCCUGAGGAACCUUCGGAGCCUGGUCCUGACAAGGAUGAAUCUCUCGCAGUUACCCGACAACUCUCUGGCCGGCUUGGAGAACCUCGAGAGCAUCUCCUUCUAUGACAACACCUUCCCCGAGGUGCCACAUGGGGCCCUGAGGCACCUCAAGAACCUAAAGUUCCUCGACCUGAACAAGAACCCGAUCGGUCGGAUCCAGCGGGGUGAUUUUGUGGACAUGCCGCACCUGAAGGAGCUGGAAAUAAACAGCAUGCCGGAGCUGGUGUCCAUCGACAGCCUGGCCCUGGACAACCUCCCUGAGCUCACCAAGAUCGAGGCCACCAACAACCCCAAGCUGUCCUACAUCCACCCGAGCGCCUUCCGGAAGCUUCCACGCCUGGAGACACUCAUGCUGAACGGCAACGCACUGAGUGCCCUGCAUCGGGUCACCGUGGAGUCGCUGCCCAAUCUGCGCGAGGUCAGCCUCUACUCCAACCCCAUCCGCUGCGACUGCGUGGUUCGCUGGAUGAGCGCCAACCGGACGCGCGUGCGCUUCAUGCAGCCCGACUACCUCUUCUGCUCGGAGCCACCCGAGUACGAGGGCCAGCGCGUGCGGCAGGUGCACUUCCGCGAGAUGACCGAGACGUGCCUGCCGCUCAUCUCGCCUGAGAGCCUGCCGGCGCGCCUGAGCGUGGCCAACGGCAGUGCCGUCUCACUCCACUGCCGCGCCUUCGCCGAGCCCGAGCCGGAGAUCUACUGGAUCACGCCGGCGGGCACGCGCGUCCUGCCCAACACCGUGACCGAGAAGUACUACAUGCACCCCGAGGGGACGUUCGACAUCUAUGACAUCACAGAGAGCGAGGCCGGCCUGUACACCUGCGUGGCUCACAACCUCAUUGGUGCCGACCUGAAGUCCGUCUCGGUGGAGGUUAACGGAUAUUUCCCGCAACCGGCAAACAACUCCUUCAAUGUGGACAUCAAGUCCAUAGAGGCCAACUCGGUGCUGGUGUCCUGGAAGGCGUCCCACGGGAGCCUGGCGCCCAACAUCAAGUGGUUCACCGUCUCAGGCACGAAAAACCCCACCGUGGCAUUCACCGCCCGCGUCCCGUCCGACGUCAAGGUGUACAACCUGACACACCUCUCUCCAGCCACCCAGUACAAGGUGUGCGUGGACAUCCCCAACGUGCUGCACACGCAGAGGUCCAAGUGCAUCAACGUCACCACGAAGAAGGUCGAGGCCACUGCGGUGGCCGCUGCGGUGCUCGCGUCCGAACGCUGGGACGUGGCGGUCAUCAGUGUGUUCGGCGUGCUCCUCACCGCCGUGUCGGUCGCCUGCUUGCUCAUCUACGUGCACCUAGGGAACCAGCAACUCUACGGAGACCUGCGCAAGUGCCGGUCCACAACUCCGUUGGCACCGCAAGCGGCACUGCACUCCCCCUUCACCCGGCUCUGGGUGGCGGACAAAGACAUGCCAGGCGCAGAGGAAGUGAGAGCCACAGUCAUAAACGUGUCGGACAACGCUUUCUAAAAUAAACGAGAGACACGAUGCGUUACCCACAUCAAUUAACAAAAAAAAACUCUCAUAGCCACAGCCAAAAGGACAGGGUCAUUGAAGGACAAGCUGCCACUACUCUCUGAAAUAACAACGUCCCUGUUUUUGUCAUGGCAAACUUUGACAUUUCAGGAAACCAGUUGCAAAUGUACUUUUAUCGUGGGAUUGUUGGUGGCCAAAACUAUAAAAGGAACAGAAACAGGAGUUCAAACCUCUGUUAUCAUAACCUUUCUGCGUCAGUGGGCCUAAGGACUGUGGCGUCGGCUUGGGAAGCCAUUGCUGAAAUCUGGGAGCCACAUCUCGGACUGUCUGCAGGGUUGAUCUAAGAAGCCAGUUUUGUCUCUUGUGACUGUUAAAUGUGUUAAAGAGUAGUGGAACAGUCCUUGUGAUCCUGAGCAAUACCGUCUGUGCUGUGCAUUCAUAGACGAGUUAGACGCCACCCGUUUCAUAAAGGAAAAAAAAAAACUCCCUUGUAGAAUAGACGACAACAACAAUGGCGGUGUAAAAGUUUUGAU
Molecule: messenger RNA, 3385 nt
Organism: Alosa sapidissima (American shad)
Lineage: Eukaryota; Metazoa; Chordata; Actinopteri; Clupeiformes; Clupeidae
Product: leucine-rich repeat neuronal protein 3
Exons: 2
Coding region: 711-2846 (711 amino acids)
Cellular component (GO): extracellular matrix
Molecular function (GO): protein binding
Source: RefSeq, a predicted model, not a curated record